AUGGCGCCUUUUCCUGGCAACGUGUCACUGCCCAUUUUGAUGCUCUUGGCUUCAUCUUUCUCUUUCCGUAGGGAUGACGCUUCUCAGCAGGAUCAUGGAGGGUACCACCAGGCGGCCUCCAAAUUUGACACUAAAGAGGCUCCGGUGGACCAGGGGCAGCCUCUCAACACAGUCAGCGUGAUGUGCCACCCGGACUCCCUGGAAAUUCUGAUCCAAGCAGACCUGUUUGGUGUUGGGGCACCUGUCAAUAGCUUUGAGUUGCGCCUCGGGGUGGAUCAUGAUGAAGGCUUCUGUCGGGCCACCCCAUUCUCGGAGAACCAGUAUAGGAUUCUUGUCAGGCUGCUGGACUGUGGCACCAAAUACUGGAUGACUGAGGAUUCUCUGGUCUACACCAACCUACUCAUCUACACUCCUACACCUUCUCCUGAUGGUCUCAUACGAAUGGAUGAGGCUGUCAUUCCAAUAGAGUGUCAUUAUGAAAGGCGCUACAGUCUAUCCAGUUCGUCCUUGGCUCCCACAUGGAUCCCCUUCAUGUCCACACAAGCUGCAGUAGAAACACUGGACUUUAACCUCAGAGUUAUGACAAGUGACUGGCUGUAUGAGAGGAGCUCUAACGUGUACUAUGUGGGCCAGCCCAUCUCCAUGGAAGCCUCAGUGCGAGUAGGACAUCACAUGGGUCUUCGUGUGUUCCUGAGCAGCUGUGUGGCCACACUGCAGCCCGACAUCCACUCAGUGCCUCGUUAUGUCUUCAUUGAACAUGGGUGCCUGUUGGAUUCAAAGCUUCCAGGUUCCAAGUCUCAUUUCUUAGUCAGGACGCAAGAUGACAAGCUCCAGUUGGUCAUCGAUGCUUUCAGGUUCCACAAUGAGGACAGAGGAGAGCUUUACAUCACGUGCCACCUGAAUGCAGUGCCAGUCAAUGAUGCAGAGGUGCCAAACAAAGCAUGCACUUUUGUCAACGGGAGGUGGAGGUCAGCUGAUGGCAACGACUACUUAUGUGGGUAUUGUCAAAGCCAAAGUGAAGUUGGACAAGCUCACAGGAAGCCCGCCAAGUUUGGGCCUCGUGGUUUCAGCAAGCCUGACACCUCUGAACCGCAGUGGAGGAGCAGACUUCCUGCUGACGUUUGGGAAGAGGAGCAGCGAGUGGGUCCUGUGUUGGUUCUGCCGGCCAAGAAGAGUUGGACUCUUCCUGAGGAAGAGGUGCCUUCAGUCCUCCAGAAGAUCAGCAGGCCUGCUCUGUAUGGCAGCCAGUGGAAGAGUGGGCUCAACUACAGGAAGGACCCGGCGAAGGGGCUACUUCCUGGUCUGUUCACAUCAAACCAAGAUGAUGUGACCUCUGACAAUGAAGACAUCCCACUUGAAGAAUUCGCAAACGAUCUAAAAGAUGAAGAGCAUGAAAGUGGACCUGUUGAAGCAACAUUGAUUCCAGGGGUUGGCCAGGAAGACAACUCAACACUUGACAUUGACCUUUGGCCUAUCGCUCAGUCUAAGGAUGUGACCAUACUGUCUAAUUCAACUGAUGCACAGUUGGACCAGUCUGUUAUAAAUGACCCAAAGAAAUAAACAUUUGAUUAAACUUGAUGUGCUUUUAGUGACCUGAUGGCUAAAGAACAUGAAAUUGUAUACUUUGGGCUCACUGUUAUAAAGUUUGAGUUAUGUAGACCAAGUGGUGCCACUGCAGCAGCUGACAUAAUUCACCAGCAACUUUAAAGUGAUGAAUGCUG
Messenger RNA from Dunckerocampus dactyliophorus (ringed pipefish), 1721 nucleotides. Its product is annotated as zona pellucida sperm-binding protein 3-like. The transcript is spliced from 10 exons. Gene Ontology annotation, molecular function: acrosin binding. Gene Ontology annotation, biological process: egg coat formation; positive regulation of acrosome reaction; binding of sperm to zona pellucida. The record is from RefSeq and is a predicted model, not a curated record. Lineage: Eukaryota; Metazoa; Chordata; Actinopteri; Syngnathiformes; Syngnathidae. Gene Ontology annotation, cellular component: extracellular matrix. The coding region runs from base 1 to 1560 and encodes 519 amino acids.